Dovyalis caffra is the source of this 507-nucleotide messenger RNA. Lineage: Eukaryota; Viridiplantae; Streptophyta; Magnoliopsida; Malpighiales; Salicaceae. The record is from the annotation of a GenBank genome assembly.
AUGGGGGACUUUAGGCUACUUGCAGAAUUUUUAAGGAAAGCAGGACACAACAAUGUUCUCUUGAAACAAGUUGCUCAUGAGCUGGAUCCUUGUGGGCAGGGGCAAAUUCAAGUUUUAACUAGAGCCAGUUUUCGUCGAAGAAACACGUCUUCUGUUUCUGAUAACUACAUGUCGGUGUCAAACGAAGCCUUGGAAAUUAACAAGAUGAGCAGUAUCAACUGUCUUAUCUUAGCUCUCUUCGUUGCGUUGUCAUUUUCAGGCGGCGAAUCAGCUCGUCAUCUUCUGCAAUUGCCUAAACCAACAAUGCCACCAUUGCCUUCUAUACCAACAUUGCCAACCUUGCCAACAACUCAGCCUUCACUGCCUAAGCCCACUUUGCCUCCACUUCCUAGCCUGCCAACCAUGCCCACUCUACCGAAGGUGACCUUGCCUCCACUUCCAAGCAUGCCCUCAAUCCCAACUACAAUUCCCUCUAUUCCAUUCCUCUCCCCACCACCUGGAAACUAG